GUCCGCCCCCAGAACACUUGCUGGCGGACAGUGCGGCUGGACAGCCAGCGGCGCGCCCCGCCGUGCCGUCGCCACUUCCGCCCCCAUCCCGCUUGCGCUUGCUGGGGGACGACGCUUUCGAGGCGUCCGACGUCUUCGAUGCGGAGACGUUGCAGGCGGCCGUCGACGCGGCGUGGCGCUCCUGGGCCCGCGCCCGCACCCAGUGGGAGGAUGCCGUGUCGGUCCUCGCGGCCGCCGUGGCGGCGCGCGACGCAGCGGAGGCGCGGGCCCGUGCUCAGGCCCAGGCGCCCGUGGAUGGGCUGACCGGCAGUUCUGCAGCCGCAGCCGCAGCCCUGCAGGUCGAGAUCGCUGAGACGCCCGUGCCCGAG
Prorocentrum cordatum is the source of this 368-nucleotide messenger RNA. Lineage: Eukaryota; Dinophyceae; Prorocentrales; Prorocentraceae. The record is from the annotation of a GenBank genome assembly.